Cherax quadricarinatus is the source of this 2780-nucleotide messenger RNA. Lineage: Eukaryota; Metazoa; Arthropoda; Malacostraca; Decapoda; Parastacidae. The record is from RefSeq and is a predicted model, not a curated record.
GAGCCUAUCAAGGCUAAGGCUCCCCAGCUGCACUUGGAGUACAGAUUCUACCGCAUGCUGGAUGCUGUGGGAGAAAACGAUAAACCAAGAGUGGAAGGCAUUCCAAGGAUCUACUACUUUGGUGUGUGUGGGAAGUACAACGCUCUGGUGAUGGAGUUACUAGGGCCCAGUCUGGAGGAUCUCUUUGAUAUGUGCGGCAGACGUUUCACCCUCAAGACAGUACUAUUAAUAGCCAUACAAUUAAUUCAUAGGACAGAAUAUGUACAUUCUAGAAGAUUAAUAUAUCGAGAUGUGAAGCCAGAAAACUUUCUCAUAGGAAGAAGCUCCACUAAAAAAGACAAAAUAAUUAACAUAAUAGACUUUGGGUUAGCCAAGGAAUAUAUUGACCCAACGACAAACAAACACAUCCCGUAUCGGGAGCACAAGUCUCUAACGGGGACUGCCCGCUAUAUGUCUAUUAACACACACAUGGGUAAGGAGCAGUCCCGCAGAGAUGAUCUUGAAGCAUUGGGUCACAUGUUUAUGUACUUUCUUCGAGGCUCUCUUCCCUGGCAAGGUCUUAAAGCAGAUACCCUUAAAGAACGUUACCAGAAGAUUGGUGACACCAAACGAGCUACUCCAAUUGAAGUUCUUUGUGAAAACUAUCCUGAAGAGAUGGCGACGUACCUUCGGUAUGUACGACGGUUGGAUUUUUUUGAGACUCCAGAUUAUGACUACUUGCGGAAGCUUUUCCAGGAUCUUUUCGAAAGAAAAGGCUAUGUUGAUGAUGGAGAUUUUGACUGGACUGGGAAAACCAUGUUGACAGGAGUAGUGAGGAAUGGUGGGGGGCCUGAGCAAGGGGCUGUUGUUGGGCCGGGUGAUGGCAAGGAGGGUCAAAACUCCACUGCCGCCCCGCAACAGAUACUUCUGCCUUGGACACCAACGCAGCAGGUGGAUGACACCGCUCCACGGCCUCACCCGGUCAGACAUCAUGGCGGCACCAAGGGUACGGCAGCCUGGCCCGAAACCCCCAAGCAGGCAGGCAACAUAUUAGGCGGCAACCUCACCCCAGCAGACCGCCACGGCUCCGUCCAGCAAAUGCUGCUGCCCGGUAAUCCAUUCCUCAUCCUGAACAAAAUAAGUCGUCAUGGAAGGAAGCCGGCUACCUCUUUCCCUGGAGAGGAGACCAUGACUGCCAACAUUAACCUGUAUACAGCGUGCUCAGUAAAGGUUGUGAGUUCUACAAAUGGGGAGCUUGGUCCAGAUGACCCAUUAGCUGGCCACUCCAAUACACCCAUCACUGUCCACCAAGAAGGAGAUACUUCAGAUGAAACUAAAUGUUGCUGCUUCUUCAAAAGAAAGAAGAAGAAGGCUGGACGUGGCAAAUGACUGGCGGUGGUGCAGUGCUCACCAGAAAGAGAAGCCAUUGCGGUGCUGCUGCCAGCAUCACAGUCGCAGUCUAAUGAGAGUAUCCUCAACCCUCAGGCACCACCAGCAAUAGGAGGACACCCAGCCAUCCCCCACAAGCACUAAUCACUUCACCAUUACCUCAUCACCACCAGCAGCACUGCAUCUCCUCUUGAAUCGAGUACCUGCCUACUAGAUGGGUAGUCCAUCCUUGUGCCUGCAUAUUUGUCUUGUGUGAAAAUAUGUUCAUCCCAUCUCCCACAUUUUAUACAGUACUCUUAUGCCUGUGUUAAGAGCUUUUUUAUAUCAUACCAUGACUAAAUUACAUGGCUUAGAAACUGGCCAGAUGAAUGUGAUUUUUUUUUUAUAUUUUGCUGUGCACACUAAGGAGUGCUGUUAGAUGAUGGUUUGCCAAAACCAAUAUAAUUUUGGACAACCUCUUUUGCAAAUGUGUGGCAGGGAUUUAUGGAUAAAUUAUUUUAAGCCCCUUGAUUAUGAUAGACACAGUUUAAUUUAAUGUUGAAAGGAGAAUGUGCAAUACAAAUAUACUCAGUCCCAAAUAUUAUUUGGUAAUUACUGCCAGAAUUUUUUUUUAUUUCCUCUCUGACACAGAGGAACAUUUUAGCAGCAGACUGGAUUGGAAGAAUGCUGAGGUGGUGGUGGUGGUGGUGGCAGCAAGAGAAAUUAGAAGUUUUACUUCCAGGAAGUGCUUAUCAAGAGUGGAUUGACGCCCUCCUACUCCCUGGGACCUUUCUAAGGCCUACCUAGCCUGUCAUUGUGAUGAAAGCAGUCAUUUUUGGUUCCUGUGACCAUUCAGCUAGUUUCAUUUCCCUAUUUAUAAUAAAGAUAAGGAGGCUUAUUGAAAUGUCAUAUGAAGUGAAAAUGACUGAUGGAGUCGCAUUUGUUCUGUGAUUACUUAACAAGACGAGUUCACUCGCUCGUUUGCUCCAUCAACCAAAAAAGUGAAUGGACUUUUGUGCUUUGAUGAAACAUUCUUUAUUCGCCAAAUGACCAAUUGAUUUUUUUCUGUGUAUUUAGUCGCCUUUGGGAAGUACUAAUGUUUACAUACUCUGGGACGACACUAGUUUAGAUGUAGUUUGGUGGAAGCAAGUCAUGACCAGUGCAAAAGGGGCAUUUUUGCAUCCCUGUGUUGGUACCAAACUGGCACCCAAUGGCAUAGCUAUUUAAUUUUAAUAUUAUUUUACCUAGGUACCAUAAUAAAAAUGUUUUAUUUGCUUAAUGCCCAACAAACAAGAGAUGAUUCUCAUUGGUGAUGGAAGUUGACUGAGAAAUAGUGAAAGCAGAGGAGGAGACCUUAAUUACAAGAAUGGAAUAGGAGCUGUUUGAUGCUAGGAAAAGUGGAUUUUGAUCAGUGGAUAUUCCCAAGUGCCAAA